This is a messenger RNA of Opisthocomus hoazin, 612 nucleotides long. The record is from RefSeq and is a predicted model, not a curated record. NCBI's taxonomy places the organism in Eukaryota, Metazoa, Chordata, Aves, Opisthocomiformes, Opisthocomidae.
CUGUCCCGCCUGGCCACGAGGACCAAGAAGUCGUCGUACUGGUACCUGCUGGCCCUGACCGCCUCCGACAUCCUCACCCAGGUCUUCAUCAUCUUCGUGGGCUUCAUCCUGCAGACAGCCAUCCUGGCGCGGGCGGUGCCCAGUGCCUUCAUUCACACCGUCAACGUGUUGGAGUUCACGGCCAACCACGCUUCCAUCUGGGUCACCGUCCUGCUGACCGUGGACCGCUACGUGGCCCUCUGCCACCCGCUGCGGUCCCGCGCUGUCUCUCACCCGAGGAACGCGGUGCGGGACGCCGCCCCCCCCCCCGCCCUGGACAGGGUGCUCAAGUGGGUGCACUGCGUCACUGUCUACUUCUUGCCGUGCGGCAUCUUCCUGGCCACUAAUUCCGUCAUCAUCCUCAAGCUGAAGCGGCGAAGGCUCUCAGGGGGCGGCCGGCCCCGCCUGAGCAAGACCAUGGCCCUCCUCCUGGCCGUCACCACCGUCUUCAUCAUCCUCUGGGCUCCCCGGACCAUCGUAAUGAUCUGUCACCUCUACGUGGCCUCGGUCAAGAGGGACUGGCGCGUGCACCUGGCCUUGGACGUCGCCAACAUGGUGGCCAUGCUCAACACC